AUGGUGAAAUCAAUUAUUGCGCCAUCUUUGUUAGCCGGUGACUUUGCACACCUUGGAUGCGACUGUCAACGUAUGUUUGAUAAUGGCUCUGACUGGGUCCAUUUAGACGUCAUGGAUGGACAUUUUGUGCCAAACAUUACAAUGGGGCCACCGGUUAUAUCAUGUUUGAGAAAAGCAGUGCCAAGAAAGGAGGAUCAGCCUGGUAAGAACUUCUUUGAUUGCCAUAUGAUGGUCUCCAAUCCUGAACAGUGGGUACCGGAGAUUGCCAAAGCUGGAGGUGAUCAAUACACCUUCCAUUACGAAUCCACCAAGGAUCCUGUUGGAUUGGUCAAGUCCAUAAAGGCGCACGGUAUGAAGGCGGCAUGCGCCGUUAAACCGGGCACUGAUGUCUCUGUCUUGUAUGAGCUGGCGCCAAUGCUAGAUAUGGCUUUGGUUAUGACUGUCGAGCCAGGUUUUGGUGGACAAAGUUUCAUGCCAGAUAUGAUGCAGAAGGUUAGGGACCUAAGGGCCAAGUUUCCAGAUCUCAACAUCCAAGUCGACGGAGGGUUGGGUAAAGGUACUGUUGAAGUUGCAGCCGAGGCAGGGGCCAAUGUUAUUGUUGCUGGAACAUCGGUGUUCAAGGCUGAAGAUCCUAGUGCAAUGAUUUCUUAUUUGAGAGAAGAAGUUGAAAAGAAUCUGAAGAAAGAUUAG
Pichia kudriavzevii is the source of this 690-nucleotide messenger RNA. RefSeq lists its product as uncharacterized. The record is from RefSeq and is a predicted model, not a curated record. Gene Ontology annotation, cellular component: cytosol. Bases 1 to 690 code for a protein of 229 amino acids. The transcript has a single exon. Gene Ontology annotation, molecular function: D-ribulose-phosphate 3-epimerase activity; metal ion binding. Lineage: Eukaryota; Fungi; Ascomycota; Pichiomycetes; Pichiales; Pichiaceae. Gene Ontology annotation, biological process: carbohydrate metabolic process; pentose-phosphate shunt, non-oxidative branch; pentose-phosphate shunt.